Molecule: messenger RNA, 993 nt
Organism: Lactuca saligna
Lineage: Eukaryota; Viridiplantae; Streptophyta; Magnoliopsida; Asterales; Asteraceae
Source: the annotation of a GenBank genome assembly
AUGGAGGCUGCCAUAGAACAAACCACCACCACCACCACCGGUGGUGGUCUUGAUGGUGAUGGUGAUGCUCGAACCAAGGAUAUCACCAACAUCUCUAAAGGCAAACGAACCAAGCGUCAAAGGCCACAAUCUCCAAUUCUUUUCACAAUUGCAUCCGCCAACAAUAACGAUAUAAAUGACUCUCCUGUAUCAUCUUCUGGUUUUCCGGCAGGUAGCACCACCACGGAAGAUGAAGACACUGCCGAAUCCCUAAUCCUCCUCUCGAAAGGCCAGUCCUUGGACCUUUCUUCAAGAAAAAGCAAAGACGAUUACGAUGGAAUGUUCAAGUUUAAUAGCAAAAGGUACAUACAUACGUCGACCACCGGAAACACUGGCAUUUUUGUUUAUGAAUGCAGGACAUGCAACCGAACUUUUUCUUCAUUUCAAGCUCUCGGAGGCCAUCGAGCCAGCCAUAAGAAACCUAAAAAUAAUGAAGACAUGAGAAAACCACCACCCUACAUUGCCGAUAACAUUAAUGAAUCACCAACGGAGUUUCCAUUCAGGAAUCACAAUUCUUCCGUUUCUCUUCAAUUAAACAACCGAGUUUCAUUCACCAAGUCCUCCUCCAAGCUUCAUGAAUGCUCAAUUUGUGGCACAGAAUUUAAUUCUGGACAAGCAUUGGGUGGUCAUAUGAGGCGUCACCGGGUGGCAGGCGGCGGCAACAAAGGUGGCAAUAACAGCACCACCGGCCACGCAAACACCACCACCUUAUCUUUGAUUCCGUUCAGUCCGAUGACCACCGCGCGCGCAGAGACCUAUGAGAAUAAGUCGAGGAAUAAUGCGUUGUGUUUGGAUCUUAACCUUCCGGCCCCACGGGAAACCACCGUAGCAGCCGCCGAUGACGAUCAACGUCAAAAACGGGGAUUUACAUUCUCACCGACGGGGGAAAAUGAGAAUAAACAACAGGCCGUUCGUUUGUCCGCUGCCCCAACAUUGGUGGAUUGUCAUUACUGA